This is a messenger RNA of Phycomyces blakesleeanus NRRL 1555(-), 303 nucleotides long. RefSeq lists its product as hypothetical. Bases 1 to 303 code for a protein of 100 amino acids. The record is from RefSeq and is a predicted model, not a curated record. The transcript has 2 exons. NCBI's taxonomy places the organism in Eukaryota, Fungi, Mucoromycota, Mucoromycetes, Mucorales, Phycomycetaceae.
AUGGCAGGUUGGCUGACUAGUGUGAGCAAUAGGUCAGAUAAGAAGGGUUGGCUAUUGUCAGAGAGAAUAAUUCUUGGUAGCCCAUGUUCAGUGAACACUUUGAAGCAGAUUGCAGCCAUAACGGUGAACUUGUUGAAGCUUGUCAAAGAUACUAAGAUGUCGUACUGUGAGAAUAAAUAUUGUAUUGCUAAGAUAUACCUAUGCUGUGUCUUUGUAGUAGAAGGACCCAAUGAGUCAGCCGCCCAUGAAGAUCAGAGGUUUUCAACAGGUAUUGGAAGGCUUGGUGAUCAGUCACUACAGUGA